GAGCCUAAUUCUGAUCCCUGAUCAUGAUACAUUUCAACAUUUUCUAAAAAUUCCAAGGAUUUGGCAAAAAAUCUUUACAUUGUGUGUUGUAGAUUAAAAAGACCCCACUUGUUUCUGUUGUUGAACAGAUCACUAACAUCAUCGUUAUCAUUAUUUUCCUUGAAAGAUUCCUCGGCUUUCUCUUCUAUAAAAAGCUCCCAUAUCCUCACAAUCUUUUCCUCCCUAUCCUUUCUUGUUUAAUUUGCUUCCCCUGUAUAUCUCCCCUGUUUCUGUACUCUGUCUUUGCUUUUGUGUUUUGCCGUUUUUUUAGCUACUUCCUCGGUGAAAGAUUUGGAAAGGAAAUAUGGCAGAAAUUGAGACCAAGUUCUCCCAAAACCAGCCUUUGAAAACUCAAAAAAUUUUCAUUGGAGCUCAAAUCUUCCUCAGAAUUGUGGUAAUUGCUGCCUCAUUUGCUUCAACAUGGCUUAUGCUCACCAACAAGCAAACCAUCGACAUUGGAGGAUUUGUACUGGACGCGAAAUAUAGCUACUCUCCAGAAUUCAAGUUUCUUUCUUACGCAAACAUUGUUGUUGGUGCCUUCUCUUUCCUCUCUUUGUUGUUUCUUGUUCUUGUUGGUCGUCGAAGCUCCAAUCCUAACUACUAUUUCAUUUUAUUCCUUCAUGAUCUGGCUCUGAUGUCUUUGGUCCUUGGUGGAUGUGCUGCUGCGACUGUAAUAGGUUCCUUGGGGAAGAAUGGGAAUAGCCACACUGGUUGGAUGCAAAUCUGUGAUCACUUUGGCAAAUUCUGCUUGCUGAAGCACACAAAUUUGGAUACCAAUGGAUCUUGAGGUCAUUGGUGGUAGCUCUUCUUAUCCACAAAGCGUUAAUACCAGUCUUGAGAAGACCUUAAUUUCUGGGAAGUUCUCAGCAACCUCAUCAGGACAAAUGUAAACAGGUAAGAGGAGCGACUAAACCUCUUAACGCAGGCCAAAACAUAGAAUUGUUUGCAUGUAGCAAUAUUCGGAUUGAGCUAGAAAUGGGUUGUGUGUUAAUGACCUUGAUCUUACAAGGCCAACGCCAUGAGUCCGCUUUCUAAUAUAAUGAAGCCUUAAUAUAUACAUUUGAUUAGCAAAUGGUGCUCGGAAAUCUGCUCUCAGACAGUUGCUCUCCCACAUGAACAUAUAUGGGAGUUCCACAUGCACGUGUGGGCAUUGGACAAGUAAAAGCGAGAUCCUCAUCUGCCACAAACUGGAUUUUGAUUUGAGAAGCAAUUCUCAAACGUUUGCAGUAGCGGCUAUGUAUGCUGUCUUGAUAUGAAGUGUGCGGAAUUGUUGAGAGAGAAGAGGUGAAAUGAAGUGCAGGAGAGGCAUAUCGGCAACUAACAUGUGGAAGUUUUGUCAAGACAAGCAACAGCCAAACCAAGAUAACCCUUGUCUCUUUAUAUUUAUAUGAACACAAGUAAAACAAAAAAAAA
This is a messenger RNA of Populus euphratica (Euphrates poplar), 1452 nucleotides long. Its product is annotated as CASP-like protein 1F2. The record is from RefSeq and is a predicted model, not a curated record. The transcript has 4 exons. The coding region runs from base 344 to 826 and encodes 160 amino acids. NCBI's taxonomy places the organism in Eukaryota, Viridiplantae, Streptophyta, Magnoliopsida, Malpighiales, Salicaceae.